CGACGAAGUUACGUAAUAUACUAAAAUUCCUGGCUUUUGUAAACACUACCCUCCCCGCUUCCUGUGCAAUCCACUUGCUGCUGAAGGAUCAUAAAGCAGCCUCGGACACGAUGCAAGAGAGCAGAAUUUCUGAGCCGAGCCCCCGCUCCCUGUUGGUGCAGAUGUCGUCUGGAAUGGGAGGCAUGCUUCCCGACUGCCGUCUGCUUGCAAAAGACGACGGCGAGGACGACGAGGAAGUGGCCACCCUGGAAGAGGGCGAAACGCUGGUGGUGACACCGCUGGUGCAAGACGAAAGCGAGGUGCAGUACAUCACUCAAGAGGAGGAGGAGGAAGUGAUUACUGCCAAUGUGGCCAACAUAGAGGAUGCUGGAACCACUGCUGUCCUCUGCAAGAUGGAGUCCGAAGAGAAAGGAAGCGAGAUCUGGGUCCUGGGAGACAUCAUCACGGUUGGAGACCAGGGGGCCGGCCACUGCCUGGCCCAAGUUGCGGAGGCAUCCACCCCUUUGGGGGGACACCACAUGCCUCACCACAUAGUGGUCGAGGGUGCAGGCGGGAACGAAACGAUGCUGAGCAUGGUCCCCGGGGCUCAGCAAUCGAGGGAGGUGGGAGGAAAGCACACCUGCAUCGACUGCGGCAAGGAGUUCACGACGGUGUUCCACCUCCGUCGGCACAGGCGCAUUCACACUGGCGAACGGCCGUACCCUUGCAAGGUGUGCGGCCAAUGUUUCCGCCAUUCAACAUCCCUGAAGGUGCACAUGCGGAGGCACACGGGUGAAGAGCCCUUCCGUUGCCACAUUUGUUCAAAGUCAUUUAAGGAUCCAGCCAACUUCAAGGUGCACCAGAACUCCCACUCGAAGGAGCGCCCUUACGCCUGCCGCGUGUGCGACAAGCGCUUCAACGCCGCCUCCACCCUCUACGCCCACAUGAAGAUCCACACGGGCGAACGCCCCUACACCUGCCACAUCUGCAACCGGUCCUUCACCUUCAACAACACGCUCGUGCGCCACAUCCGCACGCACACGGGCGAGAAGCCGUACAAGUGCGAGAUGUGCCCGCUGCGCUUCUCGACCGCCUCCAACCUGUCGUCCCACCGCAAGAAGCACCUGCAGGAACGCCAGUUCCACUGCCACAUCUGCCCGCAGGAGUUCUCGACGGCCACGGCGCUGACGUCGCACGCCAAGACGCACACGGGCGAGCACCAGCACCAGUGCGAGGUGUGCGCCAGGGGAUUCGCAAAGUUUUCGGGACUGCAGGCGCACAUGCGCAAGCACACGGGGGACAAGGCCUACACGUGUUCCCAGUGCGGGAAGAUGUUCCAGAAGAAGCUGCUCUACAAGCAGCACAUGGUGAACGACCACGAGCCCGAGCAGCCGGCCGCGCGCUGCGAGGUGUGCCUGCGAGAUUUUGCGGACGAGCAGGCGCUGCAGUCGCACAUGAAGACUCAUAACGUGUCCAGGGGGACUAGCGCGAUUGUGGUGUACAUCAACAAGAAGUAGGGCGAGUUAAUGUUUGCGAAAGUGCUGCGGAUAGAUUGUUUUGAGAUGUUCAUUGGAUGCAGAAUAAAAAAAAGUGAGAGUUUUGUUUUUCA
Molecule: messenger RNA, 1588 nt
Organism: Ornithodoros turicata
Lineage: Eukaryota; Metazoa; Arthropoda; Arachnida; Ixodida; Argasidae
Product: zinc finger protein 501-like
Exons: 5
Coding region: 111-1496 (461 amino acids)
Source: RefSeq, a predicted model, not a curated record